UUAAGGAAAGGUUUAAACUUUCGUGAGAAAUUUGAGGGAAAGGAAAAUAGAUUUGGUUUUGCCGCUUAACCCAAUUUUUUAUCCCAAAGAACAAAGACUGAAAGAAUUAGUUAGGAUUUGAAGUGAGGAAUCUGAUUUUUUGUGAGAAUUCUUUAAAUUUGCAGUAAAGUCGAAAACUUUACGCUCAUUUUGUUUCUAAAUUGACAUACUGAACGGAAUGAAGCAUGGGAAAGAGGAAAUCCAGAGCAAAGCCUACUCCCAAGAAGCGAAUGGAUAAGCUUGACACCGUUAUCAGUUGUCCCUUUUGCAACCAUGGCACCAGCGUUGAAUGCCGCCUUGAUAUGAAGAACUUGAUUGGCGAAGCCUCUUGCAGAAUAUGCCAGGAAAGUUUCAGCACUGUUGUAACGGCUUUGACUGAACCAACAGUAUAUAGCGAAUGGAUUGAUGAAUGUGAGCGGGUUAACAAUCUUGAAGAUGAUGAAGAUUAAGAUGAAGGUUUGAUGCCCCAAAAACGGUUUUCAACAUCUGAGUGGUAUCAGCUUAGCAAUAGCCAGGAACGCUUUAGAACUUGAUGAGGCCGUGAUAAUGUUGGUU
Durio zibethinus is the source of this 594-nucleotide messenger RNA. RefSeq names its product transcription elongation factor 1 homolog. Lineage: Eukaryota; Viridiplantae; Streptophyta; Magnoliopsida; Malvales; Malvaceae. Gene Ontology annotation, biological process: transcription elongation by RNA polymerase II. The record is from RefSeq and is a predicted model, not a curated record. Gene Ontology annotation, molecular function: RNA polymerase II complex binding. Gene Ontology annotation, cellular component: transcription elongation factor complex.